AUGAAGGCACGGCUGCGCAACAUCGCUCUGCUGCUGUUGACCACCAUAACAGCAGUCGCGGCGAUAGAUGUCACGUUGAACCAAGAUGAACGCCAGAAAUGCUCGGGCAUGUACAGUAAGAAGUCGUGGGGAGGCAAGGUCGAACCCUUUAUACUUGUCAAGUUUAUAAAAGACCCUGAAAAGAACGCCGGCAUUCAAGACCCGACGGAAAACCGACAUUACAUCUGUGACGACGAAUCUAUCAAGUUGAACCUCUGCACCAAGGAACACAAGGGUGAAUGGGUACUCGCCCAAGAUGCUGACAACGUCUCGCAAAUGCACAUUCGAACCGCCGCAAUCAACCUCAACGACCCCAAGCCCAUCAAUUACCCAGUCGCAAAUGGAGACAAGAAAAUGUCAAUCAAGACAGGAUACUACUGUGUGGCCGUGGCCGCGGAAGACAAGCGUCUGCAAUACGAAGCCAUCGUAACCUUCCGCAAUGCAUACGGCGAAUUGCAAGCGGCCCAGAUCGCCAAACUUCCGUUUUACGGCGGUAUUACAAUUGUCUACUUUGUAGUAUUGGCCUUCUGGGGCUUCCUCUACUUCCAGAAUAGGCACGAUAUCCUGGCUGUUCAGAACUACAUCACGGCCAUUCUGGUGUUUUUGGUCUUGGAGAUGAUGAUGACCUGGGGUUACUACGAUUACCAGAAUCGCCAUGGCAACAACGUCGGCGCAAAGGCACUUAUGAUUGUCGUUGCUGUGCUGAACGCUUUCCGAAACUCGUUCUCGUUCUUCCUGCUCCUGAUUGUGUGCAUGGGCUAUGGUGUUGUCAAGCCUUCCCUUGGCAAGACUAUGACGGUCGUCCGCUGGCUCGCUGUAGCGCAUUUUGUCUUUGGCGUCAUCUACGCUGUCGCAUCGCUCACUGUUCGACCCGACGACGCCGGUCCUCUUGUGUUGCUGGUUAUUCUACCGCUCUCUGCUACUCUGACAGCAUUUUAUAUCUGGACGCUGAACUCGCUGAACCUCACCAUGAAAGACCUCAUGGAGCGCAAGCAGCACGUCAAAGCCACCAUGUAUAAGAGAUUAUGGUGGUGUAUUUUGACCAGCAUCAUCGUCAUCUUCGGCUUCUUCUUCAUCAACAGCUUUACCUUUGCCGGCGCAUCGACUCCGGACUUUGCACCGACCCACUGGCAGACACGAUGGUUUGUGCUUGAUGGGUGGCUGAACUUGGUGUAUCUGGCAGACGUCUGCUUUGUUGCGUACAUGUGGCGACCGACGGCUAACAACCGGAGGUUUGCAAUGAGUGACGAGAUUGCACAGGAUGACGAGGGGUUUGAGAUUGCUUCGCUGAGGGAAUCGCUGGACGAAGAGGAACGUGGUGCGGACCAGCCUCCCUCAUACGACCCUGGGCAGAGGUCGAAUAACAUCAAUGCGCGCGAUGCAUCGCCAUUGCCUGCGCCACAAGCACAGAAGCCUAUUGUGCCACCCAGGGAGAGCUUAGAUGGCGAUACCAUCUUUGCUGUGGGCGAGGAUGAUAAGUGGAGUAGUGAAGAUAGCGACGACGACGAAGAAGAAGAUGACGACGAGGAGGAUGAUUCAGACGAAGACGAGUCAGGGCCGUCGAGCCCCAAAGGAACUAACGAGCGAUCGCGAUUAACGGGCAAGAAGGACGAAUAA
This is a messenger RNA of Pyrenophora tritici-repentis Pt-1C-BFP, 1656 nucleotides long. Lineage: Eukaryota; Fungi; Ascomycota; Dothideomycetes; Pleosporales; Pleosporaceae. The record is from RefSeq and is a predicted model, not a curated record.